GCGCGUCCACCGCGUCAUUGCGCGUUGACGAAGAGGAUGAAGAUGAAAGUCGCGUGAGCGCGGACCGAGCGAAGUGAUGACGAAGAUGAUGAAGACGACAUCCCGCCGCGUCGUGGCGGGAAGCUGAUUGCCUACGUCACGUUUUCAUCCCACUUUGAACUUGUUUUCUUUUGCUUCCUCAACGUGACGUCAUCAGAGUUAAGUUAGACGAGUUCUGUUCGCCAUGACGCCGAUUGCUGCUGAGUCGACUUUGUGACGUCAUGUGGACGCUUACUGAGGACGAGAGAGUGGGAGUGGUGCUGUUCAGCUUCAGAAGCUCUCUGCCACACACGUUGACGUUGGAACUUGGCGAGACAGUUUUCAUCCUGGAGAAAUGUGAAGGCUGGUUCAGAGGCUUCUCCAGCAGGAGGUCAAACAUCAAAGGUGUUUUCCCAUCAAGUUACAUUCACUUGAAGAAAUGCACUGUUACCAAUAAAGGGUCUAAGGAGACGGUGGUGCCCGUUGAAGACGUCGUUGUUGCUGAGGUGACCUCGACACUUCAGGAAUGGGCGUCUCUAUGGAAACAACUCUAUGUGAGACACAAAGUGGACUUAUUCUUCAAGCUGGGUCACGUGAUGUCGGAGCUGAUUGAUUUGAGGAGACAGCUGCUGUCCGAUCAGCUGACACAUGAGCAGAACCGAGAAAUCAAAAGACACGUGACGGCCAGACUGGACUGGGGAAACGAACAUUUAGGUUUGGAUUUGGUGCCAAGAAAAGAGUUUGCAAUGGUGGAUGAAGAUCAGAUCAGCGUUUCAGAUCUUUACAAGAUGCAUCUUAGCAGCAGACACAACGCUCACCACAACUCUUCACAGGCUGACCAGAACGGGCGCCAGAAACAGGGCGGCGACGCAUGCAAGGCUCCCGUCGCUCAUCACCUGCUGGUCAAAUUGAAGAGUUUCACCUCCAACAACAUCGGCGAGGACACCGACAUCUUCGUCUCGCUCUACGACUUCCGAGAGGGAAAAACCAUCAGCGAAAGGUUUAUGGUGAGACUCAACAAAAAUGGAGGGCCGAAAAAUCCUGAGAAGGUGGAAAGAAUGUGCGCUCUUUUCACGGACUUAAGCAACAAGGACAUGAAGCGAGAUCUUUACAUCAUCUCACAGGUGAUCCGAACAGGGCGAAUGUUGCUGAAUGACAGUAAAAAAGGUCCGCCGCAUAUUCGAUACCGUCGACCUUACGGCUGUGCUGUCCUUGCCAUGAGCGAUGUCCUGCAAACCAUCUCAGAACUUAGAGAGGAAAAAGACUUUGUCCUUAAAGUCUACAUCUGUAACAACGAGAACGAGUGGCAUCAAAUCCAUGAAAACAUAAUCCGCAAGUCCAGUACCAAAUACUCGGCCCCCGGGAACAACUACGGCCUCAUCAUCUCGUUACAGCUGUUACGAGGCGACUUGGAGAAUCUCCGCCGAGAAAACAAAGCCAUGCUGAGCGGAGGCCUGGCCAUGACACGCAAGCUGGGCUUCCCUGAUGUCAUUAUGCCAGGGGAUGUGCGGAACGACCUGUAUUUGACGCUGGAGCGGGGCGACUUUGAAAGAGGAGGAAAAAGCGUUCAGAAGAACAUUGAAGUUGGCGUUUUUGUGCUGAGCGUUGACGGAGAGCUUGUGAAGGACUGCAUUAGCCUGGGCUGUGGCGAGCCUAACGUUGCGGAGCAUCGCUCUUUUGUGCUCUACCACAACAACAGCCCUCGGUGGAGCGAGGCCAUCAAACUGCCGAUUCCCAUCGACCGAUUCCGUGGGUCCCACCUUCGCUUCGAGUUCAGACAUUGUUCCACGAAGGACAAAGGGGAUAAGAAACUGUUUGGCUUUUCCUUCACGCCACUCAUGAGGGACGACGGCACCACGCUCUCCGAUCAAAGCCAUGAACUCUUCGUCUACAAGUGUGACGAGAACACAACCUUCAAUAACCCCGCCCACUAUUUGGCCCUGGCCUGCUGCAAAGACCACAUAAACGUCGGUCCUGGCGUGGCGACCAGCCUUCUCUUCCAGCGCAGCACCAGGGAGACCUUCUGGAUCUCCACACAGCUCUCGUCCACCAAGCUCACCCAGAACGUGGACCUGCUGGCUCUGCUGAAAUGGAAAGCACAUCCGGAUCGAGUCACAGACAUCCUUGGCCGCCUACGACACAUCAGUGGGGAGGAAAUAGUCAAGUUUCUUCAAGAUAUUCUGGACACAUUGUUCUCCAUUCUGGAUGACAACACAGACAAAUAUGGACCGCUUGUCUUCCAGAGUCUGGUUUUCAUCAUCAACCUGCUCAGGGACAGCAAAUACUUCCACUUCAGACCUGUCAUGGACACGUACAUCCACAAACACUUUGCUGGUGCUUUGGCUUACAAGGAGCUAAUCCGAUGUCUCAAGUGGUCUAUGGAACGUUCUACUGAGGCGGUCCGACAGGAUCACAUCCAGGAAGUCAUGAGGGCUUUGGAGUAUCUGUUCAAGUUCGUCAUUCAGUCUCGGAUUCUUUACUCCCGUGCCACCUGUGGGAUGGAGGAGGAACAGUUCCGGAGCAGCAUCCAGGAACUUUUCCACUCAAUCCGUUUAGUUAUCAGCCUGGACCGACCCACCUGUGAGACCCUCAUCUUCACACAGGGUCCCCAGCCUGGUCAAGGCCCAAGUCAGGCUCCAGGUCUAGGCCAAGCCCCACCCCCUUCACCAGGCCAGGGUCCCGGUGGGGGGCAAACCACCUGUGCUCAGGUGUCAAGCGCCAACGCCGUGCGGCCGCCACCUGUGUCAGCUGCGCUGUUCAACUCUUUUCCGACCAUCUUUGAUGAGCUGCUGCACAUGUUUUCAGUCCAAGAAGUGGCAGAGUUUGUGCGUGGCACUUUGGCAAGUUUGCCGUCCACUCUGCACAUCGGACACUCCAUGGACGUGGUCAAGCUGCAGUCCAUUGCACGCACCGUAGACAGCAGGCUCUUUUCUUUCCCAGAGUCUCGAAGGAUUCUUCUUCCUGUGGUUCUUCAUCACAUUCAUCUCCAUCUGAGGCAUCAAAAAGAGCUGCUGAUGUGCUGUGGGAUUCUCACUUCUCUGUUCUCCGUGAUCAAGACCACCUCGCUGGACACAUCGGUGCAGGAAGAAGUGGAGAUGAUGGUGGAGUCUCUAUUGGACGUCCUCCUGCAGACACUGCUGUCAGUCAUGAACAAGAGCCAAUCACAGGAGGCGGUAAGAGGUCAACGCUGUCCGCAGUGCACCGCCGAGAUCACCGGAGAGUUUGUGUCCUGCCUGCUGUCUCUCCUCCGUCACAUGACCAACGUCCACUUCGAACACCUGAUGGACAACUAUCAGAGCAAGGAAGAGCUGAAGGAGUUCAUGAUGAAGAUUUGGUGUGUGUUCCGACAUCUGAUGAGGCUGAGUAUUUUCCCCCGCGACUGGAAUGUCAUGAGGCUGCUGACCAGCCACAUCAUCCUGACUACGGUGCAGCGUCUCUCACCGUUUCAGCACAACUUUGCAGAAGCAGACUUUGACUUUAAGGUGUGGAGUUCCUAUUUCAGCCUGGCAGUUUUAUACAUCAACCAGCCCAGUUUACAGCUAGAAAACAUGAGUCCAUCAAAGAGGCAGAAAAUCUUAGACAAGUAUGGAGACAUGAGGGUCAUGAUGACAUACGAACUCUUCAGCAUGUGGCAGAACCUUGGCGACAACAAAAUACAUUUUAUCCCCGGGAUGAUUGGUCCAUUCUUGGGAGUGACACUGGUGCCUCAGGUGGAGGUCCGAAAUACCAUGAUCCCAAUCUUCCAUGACAUGAUGGACUGGGAGCAAUGCAAAAAUGGAAAUUUCAAACAGGUGGAGGCUGAACUGAUCGACAAGCUGGACAGUUUGGUUUCAGAAGGCAAAGGCGACGAGAACUACAGAGAACUCUUCAGUUUGCUAACUCAGCUGUUUGGGCCAUACCCCAGUCUGUUGGAGAAGAUCGAACAUGAAACGUGGAGAGAGACCGGCAUCUCCUUUGUUACGUCAGUUACUCGACUGAUGGAACGACUUCUGGACUACAGGGAUUGCAUGAAAGGAGACGAGACAGAGAACAAAAAGAUUGGCUGCACGGUCAAUAUCUUGAACUUUUACAAAUCUGAGAUCAACAAGGAGGAGAUGUAUAUCCGUUACAUUCACAAACUCUGUGACUUGCAUCUGCAAGCAGACAACUAUACUGAGGCAGCUUUCACUCUCUUGUUGUACUGGGAGUUACUGCACUGGGAUGAGCGUCCAAUAAAAGACUUCUUGCAUUAUCCUGCUCAGUCCGAGUGGCAUCGCAAGGAGGCGCUCGGUCGCAAGGUUAUCCACCAUUUCAACAAAGGAAAGUGUUGGGAGUUUGGAAUCCCUCUCUGCAGGGAACUGGCUUUCCAGUAUGAAUCGUUGUACGACUACCAGAGUCUUAGCUGGAUUAGGAAAUUGGAGGCAGCCUAUUUUGACAACAUAAUGGAGCAUCAACGUCUGGAACCUGAAUUCUUCAGGGUUGGAUUCUACGGCAGGAAGUUCCCUUUCUUCCUCAGAAACAAAGAGUUUGUGUGUCGCGGUCAUGACUAUGAACGGCUCGAGGCCUUUCAACAGAGGAUGCUGGGAGAGUUCCCACAGGCCAUCGCGAUGCAGCACCCAAACCAACCUGAGGAAGCCAUUCUGCAGUGUGAUGCUCAGUACCUCCAGAUUUAUGCCGUAACGCCAGUUCCGGAAAAUGUUGGUGUCCUUCAGUUAGACCGAGUCCCCGACAGGAUCAAAAGCUUUUACCGGGUCAACAAUGUUCGCCGUUUUCGCCACGACCGACCUUUCCACAAAGGACCGAAAGACAGAGAUAACGAGUUCAAGAGUCUUUGGAUCGAAAGGACAACUCUGAUCCUUGCUCAUCCUUUGCCUGGAAUUUCACGCUGGUUUGAAGUGGAGAAGAGAGAGUUGGUGGAGGUGAGCCCAUUAGAAAAUGCCAUCUGUGUGGUGGAGAACAAGAACCAGGAGCUACGGACCUUGGUCAGUCAGUAUCAACAAAAACAGCUACACAACAACGUCAACCUCCUCAGCAUGACGCUCAACGGAGUCAUCGACGCCGCUGUCAAUGGCGGCAUUGCCAGAUACCAGGAGGCUUUCUUUGACAAAGAUUACAUCAGCAGCCACUCCGAGGACAGCGACAAGAUCACACAGCUGAAAAAUUUGAUGCAAGAGCAGGUUCACAUCCUUGGAAGCGGCCUGGCUGUGCACGAGAGAAUGGUGCACCCAGAAAUGCGUCCACUGCACAAAAAGCUGAUAGAUCAAUUCCAGGUGUUAAGGAACAGCCUCUGCAAUGGACCAUGUGCUUUCGACAAAGCGAACGCCACCAAGGGGAUUGUGGCCACUCAGAGUCUCGUUAGUCCCGAGAGCUUCAAAGUACACCGUCACAGUGAGAUGGCAAAUGUUGGAAAUCUUUUCAUUCUGGCCGACGGCGUGCUGGCUGAGCACCGCGAAGACUUCUAUGGCAUUCAGGCAAGCCACUCCUCCUCCAGCAUUAGCUCCACCCACUCUGCCCCUUCUCAAUUAAUCAACUCAGCCUUGUCAACAAUUAAAGAACAAAGCAGAAACAACAGAGACAUUUUGAUGCUGUUUCCGCCACAGCGAGAACGUCCGAGCAGCGUCUUGUAUCAAAACUUCAGCGAGAGCGGACAGCGAGCAUUUUUGCAUCAGGUGAUCAGUCCAGGUUGUAAACCCUGCAGUGAUCCCAACCUCUCCUUUACUGACAAAGUUCUGACCGCCCCCAGUAGUUGGAGUUUGGACAGCGGUACCAGAGAAGCCGUGCCUGUUCUAUCCGCCCACAUUGGGAACAUCAUGGCGCCUCCUGUUCCCCCACGAAAUGUUCCACAUGGCCAACGCCUGUCGAUGCACUUUGAUGCUUACCACCACCAACUCAGUGACCUCCCUCCUGCUCUCCCUGCGCGAUCCCUAAGAAAGUGUCCCCAGCAACCUUCACCUGCCUCGCCCACCAGUCCACCGUCCCUCCUGUGUGGAAGUAACUCCACCUUGUCAGGCAGCAGCAGCUCAGGAGUCUUCACUCUCAGCGAAAGUAACUUGAGCGACCCCCCGUCCGGGCGCACUGACGAGUCCGUCCCUAACAGCCAGGCCUGGACUACGGAACAGGAGGAACUGGACUCACCUUACUGGCUCAUCGGGUACGACGUCUCAGAAUGUGAAGUUCCGGAGCCUUGUCGAAGCCACGCUUCUUCAGGGGUCACUGCGCCUCAGGGGUUCCGAACCCCCAGAACUGGUACACGAACGCAGAUCAAAGAAGGACCACCGCACUACCAAGAUGUCCAGCACGCUCACCACUUCCCCCCUCAUUACAUCCCCACUUACUUGCCUCUUGACUCCUUGGUUGAGCCUCCUUCUGCUCUGUCACACAAACCGUACCUCAGUUUCCCUCAGGAGAAACCUAUGAGCAGCCAGCCCACACAAGGAGUCCUCAGACCUGCGUCAGGCAGCAGCUGCCUUCCUCUGUUUGUUGCCACGAAGGAGGACCAGUCCAAGGUGGCAUGGGGCCAUGGCAUCAGUCGCGAUUAAGAUGUGAUUAGUUUCACAUUUAAAUUUAACCCACACAGUAAAAACUGAUUUUUAAAAGUGAUAUUUGUAGGGGUGCUAAAUUUAACCCACACAGUUAAAACUGAUUUUUAAAAGUGGUAUUUGUAGGGGUGCUGCCACAAUUACCAGACGAAGUCGAACAGCUAUGUCUUUUAACCAUUUGGAAAUUUUUCACGUCAUCUCAUUAUUCUCAUACAAAGUAACAAUAUAACCUUUUUUUUGCAGAAAUGUACCUAAUUUAUUUGAUCUUGUGAAAAAGUACAGAUGUUAACUAUAUAUGUAUUUACAAAUAUACUCUUUUUUUGUAUAGAAUUCAACAUGAGCACUGACCUGCAAUCAUUCCUGCACAGAUUGUGAUUUAUUAAACAUCAUGCUUAAUAAAGAACAUUUGACUUGUU
This is a messenger RNA of Nerophis ophidion (straightnose pipefish), 6952 nucleotides long. RefSeq names its product dedicator of cytokinesis protein 3-like. Gene Ontology annotation, cellular component: plasma membrane; cytoplasm. Bases 261 to 6536 code for a protein of 2091 amino acids. The transcript has 55 exons. NCBI's taxonomy places the organism in Eukaryota, Metazoa, Chordata, Actinopteri, Syngnathiformes, Syngnathidae. Gene Ontology annotation, biological process: small GTPase-mediated signal transduction. The record is from RefSeq and is a predicted model, not a curated record. Gene Ontology annotation, molecular function: guanyl-nucleotide exchange factor activity; small GTPase binding.